AUGUCCAAGCCGACUCUAAUUUUCGCGCCGGGCGCGUGGUACCCAUCCACCAUCUUCAACCCAAUCAUCGAGCGGCUCUCCGACUACACCUGCCACAGUGUCGCGUUCCCCUCUAUCGAGCAAGCCAGCUCAGUCACCGAUCUCCAGCCCGACAUUGAAGCUGUGCGAUCUAUCACCCAGCAGGAAGCAGAUGCUGGCCAUGACAUUGUCAUCAUCGCGCACAGCUGGGCCGGACUACCGGUAAGCAGCGCGUUAGACGGACUGAGCAAGUCAGAGCGCGAAGCAGCCGGCCAAAAAGGCGGCGUCGUGAAACUCAUCUUUAUUGCUGCUUUCCUACCUGUCAUUGGAGAGGGUCUGAUCAACGCUUUUGGUGGCACGCCUCCGCCGUGGUACGUGCUCGAUGAGGAGAAUGGGACCGUGACUACGAGUGACCCGCUCAUACUAUUUUUCCGAGAUGUUCCUGAUGGCGAAGAGUGGGUUAAGCUUCUGAAGCCACAUUCUUGGGCGACUCAGAUUGCGCCUGCUACCGGUACAGCAUACAUGAAUAUCCCCUCUACUUAUCUUCUUACCGAGGAGGAUCUCACGACUCCGUUCCCUGUUCAGCGGGUAUUUGUUGAACGGGCGCGACGAAAGGGCGCGCAGAUUGAAACCGAGAAUAUCAAGACUGGGCACACGCCGUGGUUGGUCUUGCCGGAUGAGUUGGUUGCUUACAUCAAGAAGCAUACUGGAGACUCGGCAUAG
Molecule: messenger RNA, 741 nt
Organism: Penicillium paradoxum
Lineage: Eukaryota; Fungi; Ascomycota; Eurotiomycetes; Eurotiales; Aspergillaceae
Exons: 2
Coding region: 1-741 (246 amino acids)
Source: RefSeq, a predicted model, not a curated record